CAAAUGGAGGGUCCUUAGCCUCUUACUGUCUUACACACACACACUCUCUCUCUCUCUUCUUCUCUCCCUCUUUCUCAACUUUCUCUUCUCUGCUAAAUCGAUUCUCUUCUUCUUCUUCAACUACUACUUACUGAUUCUUCAGCAACUGAUCCAUAAGAUUUAACUAGGGUGAUUUUUGGUGGGUUUUUGUUUCCUGAAGAACUUUUUUAUUCUUAGAUUAAGCAGGGUACCAAAAAUUUGAGUGUUUCUGGUUUCGAACUUUGAUGUCUCCACCACUACUUGGUGCUGGGGAGGAAGGAGGUCCAGGAAAUGUCGCUUUACUACCUUCUUCAACCUCCAUGGAAAGCAUAUGCCAGAACGGCUCAGAAUUAAAAGAGCGUAACUACAUGGGAUUAUCUGAUUGUUCUUCAGUGGACAGCUCAGUGGUCUCCAGCGUCUCUGAUGAGAGCAAAACGAGGCUGAAUCUGAAGGCUACAGAGCUAAGGCUUGGACUUCCUGGGUCUCAGUCUCCUGAGAGAGAUCCAGAACUUUGUCUAUUAAGUUCUACACAACUCGAUGAGAAGGCUCUUUUUCCGUUGCAUCCUACAAAUGAUAGUCACUAUACAUCACAGAAGAAUGUUGUUUCCGGCAACAAAAGAGGAUUCUCUGAUGUUAUGGAUGGGUUCUCAGAGGGGAAAUAUCUUUCUAAUUCUGAGCUAUUGUCACCCAGGCCUGCUCCAAACUUGGGACUAAAGCCAGGUUCUAUGCUAGAGAACCUCGGGGCUCAACCAGCCAAAGCAAAAGAGAUGGCAACCCAGAAAGCAGUGCAGGAAAGACCUCAUGUUGCCAGUGAAACUAGAACAAACCAUAAUGGCUCUGCAAACAACAAUGGCAGUGCACCUGCUCCAAAAGCACAGGUUGUGGGUUGGCCUCCAAUUAGAUCAUUUAGAAAGAACUCAUUGGCUACCCCUUCAAAGAACACUGACGAAGUAGAUGGAAAAGCAGGGCCCGGUGCUUUGUUUGUUAAGGUCAGCAUGGAUGGUGCUCCUUAUUUGAGAAAAGUAGACUUGAAAAAUUACUCGAAAUACCAGGAAUUGUCUUCUGCCCUUGAGAAGAUGUUCAGCUGUUUUACCAUUGGCCAAUAUGGAUCUCAUGGAGCUCUUGGUAGAGAGAUGCUGAGUGAGAGCAAGCUGAAGGAUCUGCUCCACUGCUCAGAAUAUGUUCUUACAUAUGAAGACAAAGAUGGGGACUGGAUGCUUGUGGGUGAUGUCCCAUGGGAGAUGUUUAUAGAUACAUGCAAGAGACUGAGGAUCAUGAAGAGCUCCGAUGCCAUUGGCCUAGCACCAAGGGCCAUGGAGAAAUGCAGAAACAGAAACUAGCUAUUGUUAGACAUGAUUGUCGCUAUCCAUCCAGCAGUCCUUGAGAUGAAUAAUUCCAGGAGAAGAUAUCAAAGCACAUGCAUGAACCAAAUUCCUCUUGGAGGUUGAAGAAUGGAAGGGUACUGGACUGGAUAGGUGAUCAUGAGCAUCUUCCUUCAUCAUGUUACUAUGUUUAUGUUCUCGUUGUGAGGUAUUUAUGUUCUCUUAGCUGUGGUUCUGAUCUAUUCAAAUUAUAAAACUCCUAGACUUUGGAUUUGGGAGUACCUCUAAGAUUGGGACAAGUUCCUGUUAUCAUACAGGUACCUUAGUUUGUAAAGUGCAUUGUUUGUUGAACUUCUAUUGUGUGUGUUUGUAUUGUAUGGUGAAAGACAUCACUCAAGUUGUUUGUAACUCAUGUAUGUUAACUUCUGUAUGUGACCAUGCGUUUGUUAUCUCGUCAAUAAUAUUUGGUUAUAACUUGGGUGA
Molecule: messenger RNA, 1823 nt
Organism: Pistacia vera
Lineage: Eukaryota; Viridiplantae; Streptophyta; Magnoliopsida; Sapindales; Anacardiaceae
Product: auxin-responsive protein IAA8-like
Exons: 7
Coding region: 264-1358 (364 amino acids)
Biological process (GO): regulation of DNA-templated transcription
Cellular component (GO): nucleus
Molecular function (GO): protein binding
Source: RefSeq, a predicted model, not a curated record